This is a messenger RNA of Venustampulla echinocandica, 1641 nucleotides long. RefSeq lists its product as uncharacterized. The record is from RefSeq and is a predicted model, not a curated record. NCBI's taxonomy places the organism in Eukaryota, Fungi, Ascomycota, Leotiomycetes, Helotiales, Pleuroascaceae. The transcript is spliced from 2 exons. Bases 1 to 1641 code for a protein of 546 amino acids.
AUGCCAGACAGUGCUAGCAGACCGCGAGUGACCAUACGACAAGGCACCAUCGUCGGCGCCAGGUCUGACCGGAACCAUGGGAAGUCCCCCCAGGUGCUCGAUGAGUUCCUCGGCAUUCCAUACGCCUUAUCCACAGCUGGCGAGAGACGUUUUAGACCACCUGUCCCUGUCGGAGCCUCAAAUGGAGAGUUUGAUGCUGGGCAGUAUGGGUACCGGUGUCCUGCCGGUGAUGCGGAUGAGACGCCCCUGGGUGAGGAUUGCCUUAACCUCAACAUCUACCGUCCAGGUAUACAGUAUGGAAGAGCCAAACUCCCUGUUUUAGUGCAUAUACAUGGGGGCUCGUUCAACUUCGGUGCGGGAAAUAACAGACAGAUAUCGUCGUUCGUAGCGUGGUCUAAGAAGCCCUUCAUCGGAAUUAGCUUCAACUACCGCCUUGGGGCAUUUGGAUUCCUCUCUUCGAAGCUGAUGGGAAAGGAGGGACUUUUGAAUGUUGGACUGAAGGAUCAGCAGCUCCUGUUGCAAUGGGUUAAGGAUAAUAUUGCUGCGUUUGGGGGAGAUCCGGAUGAUGUUACGAUCAUGGGCAGUAGUGCCGGGGCACAUUCCGUUGGACAUCAUCUCUUAAAUAAUCCCGAUAAACCUCCUCUGUUCCACAAAGCAAUUAUAGAAUCCGGCGGCGCCACCGCGCGAGCCGUUCGACCCUACGACAACUCCCUCUUUGAGACGCAAUUCCAAGAAUUCAUCUCGCAUGCAGGUCUCCUGGAUGUCCCUUCUGACAAGCUAAUAGACCAGCUCCGUGCCUUACCUUGGUCUAAAAUCAAGGCAGCUUCAGAAACUAUCUAUGGAAAAUACGACACCUCCGUCCGUUGGCCCUUCCAACCCGUCAUCGACGGUGAAGGCGGCAUAAUCCCCAUAGCCCCUAUCAAAGCCUGGCAAGCGGGAAAAUGGCACCAAGUACCCAUCCUAACAGGAUUCAACACCAACGAGGGCGCAAUUUUCAUCGAACCAACUAUCUCCACCUCCGCACAAUUCACAUCCUUCUUCGCAACUCUGCUACCGACCUUCUCCCCUGAUGAUCUCGAAGCCUUAGGUAAAGUAUAUCCCGACCCUAUCACCCACCCCUCCUCCCCUUAUACCGAAACGAGGAAGAACAUUGGACUCGGCGCGCAAUUCUUCCGCACGGAACAAGCAUAUGGACACUACGCAUACAUCGCCCCUGUCCGACAAACGGCGCGCUUUGCAUCCAAAGGACCCGCACCGGUAUAUCUAUACCACUAUGCCGUGACUGGCAGGAAAGAUGGCGGUGCGGAUCAUGGGGACCAUAACGAUUUCGUCACCUAUAGCCAGGAAAUCCGAAACGUCUCGCCCAGUGUAAUGGAAAUCUCGGCGAAUAUGCAUGCAUAUUGGACGAGUUUUAUCACUACCGGGGAUCCGAAUACUGAGGGAGGUUUGGCCAAGGAGAGACCUACGUGGCCGAAGUAUGAUUAUGCACAGGGAGUGGGGAAGGUCGCGCUUUUUGGGGAAGGGAAUGAUGAGCUUGCGAGUGGGAACCAGAAGGGGGUGGUGGUGAAGAUUGUGGAUGAUCUGUGGGCGAAGGAGGAAUGCCAGUUUUGGAUGGAGAGGACAGGUUUGUCCGAGAUUUGA